Molecule: messenger RNA, 1313 nt
Organism: Pelecanus crispus (Dalmatian pelican)
Lineage: Eukaryota; Metazoa; Chordata; Aves; Pelecaniformes; Pelecanidae
Source: RefSeq, a predicted model, not a curated record
AUGAACUCCCGUUUACGAGCCUUAGGUGGGAGGAUAAAUAACAUACGAGCAUCAGAACUACCAAAAGAGAAAACCCGAUCAGAGAUAAUCUGUAACGUCCACUUUUUGGAUGGCUCAGUACAAAGCUUCAAAGUCAACAAACAAGACACUGGACAGAUUUUGUUGGAUAUGACCUAUAACCAGCUGGGUGUGAUGGAAAAGGAAUAUUUUGGUUUACAGCAAAAUGAAACUUCAGUAGAUUCACCUCGAUGGCUUGAACCAAACAAACCUAUUAGAAAGCAGUUAAAAGGAGGUUUUCCCUGCACUCUUCGUUUUCGUGUAAGGUUUUUUAUACCUGAUCCUAACACACUUCAGCAAGAACAAACCAGGCACUUAUUCUUCCUGCAAUUGAAGACUGAUAUUGUGGAAGGAAGGUUGUCAUGCCCCAUUAAUUCUGCUGUUGUCCUGGCAUCGUAUGCAGUACAAUCACAACUUGGAGACUAUAAUGCUUCAGUACAUCAUUCAGGGUAUCUGUCAAAUUACAACUUUAUACCAGAGCAGAACAAGGAUUUUCUUACCAAAGUAGAAUCGCUACAUGAGCAACACAGCGGCCUCAAGCAAUCUGAAGCAGAGUCCUGCUACAUAAAUAUAGCACGAACACUUGAAUUCUAUGGAGUGGAAUUGCACAGUGGUAGAGAUCUCCAUAAUCUAGAUCUUAUGAUUGGGAUUGCAUCCGGUGGAAUUGCUGUAUAUAGAAAACUCAUCUGCACUAGCUUCUAUCCCUGGGUGAACAUAUUAAAAAUUUCCUUUAAAAGGAAAAAAUUUUUUAUACAACAACGGCAAAAACAUAAUGAAUCCAGAGAACAUAUUGUUGCCUUCAACAUGUUAAAUUACAGAGCAUGCAAAAAUCUGUGGAAAUCUUGUGUAGAGCAUCACACGUUUUUUCAGGCAAAGAAGUCACUACCUCAUGAAAAAAAGAUACUGUCACAUUAUUGGACCCUGGGUUCUAGAAAUCCAGCAAAGUCUGUAAACAGCCAGUACUGCAGAAAAGUUAUAGGUGGAAUGGUUUGGAACCCAUCUAUGAGACGAUCUGUAUCUGUUGAACAUCUAGAGACCAAAAGCCUUCCUUCUCGAUCACCUCCUGUUACGCCUAAUUGGCGGAGUCCUAGACUACGUCAUGAAAUUCGUAAACCACGACACUCAUCUGUAGAUAACCUUACAAAUGAGAUUAGUUAUAUUACUGAAACGGAGGAUGUUUUUUAUACAUAUAAGGGCUCUCCGACAUCAAAGGACAGUGAUUCGGAGUUCUCUCAGAACCGUAGUCCACAGAGGAG